Messenger RNA from Danaus chrysippus (African queen), 312 nucleotides. The record is from the annotation of a GenBank genome assembly. Lineage: Eukaryota; Metazoa; Arthropoda; Insecta; Lepidoptera; Nymphalidae.
AUGGUGAAGAGCUCGCUUCGCGGUGAAAUAUGCGGUUACUGCAACGCUUGUGUUCGUAUACGUCUUUGUGCCGCCAGAGGACGCAGUCCCGAACCAUUGGAGUGUGCUUACAAGCAUAUAUUAGAUUCGUACGGCGGUAAAAAUACUGAGCCGGAGAAGAUAUUGGACACGCUCAAACCGGCCUGCGCAUCAUGCCGAUGGACGUCUGACGCGCAGUUCCCUGAAACACCGCCUUCUUCGAGUGACCUAAGUUUGGAAUGGAGUUCACAGUCUCAGUCUCAUAGAGCUCGACUAAGAAGACGCAAGAGAUAA